Messenger RNA from Emiliania huxleyi CCMP1516, 1257 nucleotides. RefSeq lists its product as hypothetical. Gene Ontology annotation, cellular component: membrane. The record is from RefSeq and is a predicted model, not a curated record. Gene Ontology annotation, molecular function: magnesium ion transmembrane transporter activity. Gene Ontology annotation, biological process: magnesium ion transport. Lineage: Eukaryota; Haptophyta; Isochrysidales; Noelaerhabdaceae. The transcript is spliced from 3 exons. The coding region runs from base 1 to 1257 and encodes 418 amino acids.
AUGGACCUCGUGCUGCUGGGUGAGCUGAUGAUCGUCGUCGGCUGCCUCUCCUCAGCCGUGGGCAUGCUGUACAUGAAGCUCUCGUCUGAGGUCGGCGAAGCCUCUCUCCCUUUGUGCCAGCGCUGGCGGUGGGCGGUUGGCUUUGUCCUGCUGGUGGUCAACGCCACCGCGUUCGACAUCAUCGCCUACGGCAUGACGCCGCUUUCGAUGAUUGCGCCCUUUGCUGGUUUGACAAUCGUCUUCUCGUCUUUGCUGGCCUGGACCGGCCUGCUCACCAAGCGCGAGCAGCUCACUCCGUCUGGAGCCGCAGCGACGGUAUUGGUCAUUGGUGGCAUCACGGGUGUCUCGGUCUUUGGCCCGCGAGGCGACGGGUCGCCCUCUGUGCUGCGGCUCACGGCGGAUUCCGUCGCCCUCGUCGCCGCCGCAUUUGGCCUGGUAGCUGUGUGGUUGAUUUUGCGUCGGACGCGUCUCGCACCUCCGCACUCGUCUUGGCUGAUGACGAUUGCGUCAUCCACCACGUCUGCGUGCUGCGGGCUGGUGACGCAGGUCGCCCUCAAGCAAAUCAGCGGCACCGUCGUCACCUCAGUGAUGGCCGGCUCGACACGCGCCUGGUCUGACCCACUCACUUGGGGCUCUUUCGUGGCCAUUGGCCUCUCCUCUCCGCUGCAGCUGUACCUCUUGAACGAGACCCUCGCUGGCGCCAAGGUAAGCCUCGCCGUUCCGGCCUACCAGUCGACCCUCAUCGUCAUGAAUCUGCUCGCCGCGGGCGUCGUCUACGGCGAAGCCCGCUGCGCGAGUCGGCCGAGCCGCGACAACCGAACGAGACUCACAGCCAGUGUUUGCGUAGGCGAGUUUGAGCACGCCUCGCCGCAGCAGCUCUACUUUUUUGGCGGCGGGGUGGCGUGCUCGAUCGUCGGCCUCGUCAUGCUGACGCUCGCCGACGAGCCCGCAGAGAGCAGUAGCGAGCCGCUCGGCGACCGGCUUCUCGUGGCGCCACCCGAGCCCACACGCCGCAUGUCACAGCCUCUUGCGCCCUUGGAGCUACCGCCGCCGUCGCCGGUGGCCAGCAGGCUGCGGGGCCUCGGAAGCCCAGGCUUGGCCCUUGCGGCGCUCUCGCCACUCGCGGCAAUCACGCCCAGGCGGCGCCCAAGCUCCGCCCCUCCCACGGCAGCCAAGCCGAUGCCCGACGCUAUCACGCCGCAACGGGAGGACGGGAGGCUUUCCAGCGCCAGGAGGAGUUUGUUGGAGUCCCUCUAG